Molecule: messenger RNA, 1836 nt
Organism: Salvia miltiorrhiza (redroot sage)
Lineage: Eukaryota; Viridiplantae; Streptophyta; Magnoliopsida; Lamiales; Lamiaceae
Product: putative late blight resistance protein homolog R1B-16
Exons: 3
Coding region: 1-1836 (611 amino acids)
Biological process (GO): defense response to other organism
Molecular function (GO): ADP binding
Source: RefSeq, a predicted model, not a curated record
AUGUGGUGGAUCAGCAGCAUAAUUGAUGCUGCAGAUGUUAGUUCAUCAGCAAUCAGAAGCAGCAAAGAUGACGACGUGGUUGGUUUUGAAGAAGAUCUGAAAAUGAUCAAGAAUCGGCUUUUAUGGGGACCGUCCACACUACAGGUCCUCGCUGUUGUUGGAAGAGGAGGCAUUGGUAAGACCACACUUGCUAAAACUGUUUAUGAAGAUGCAUCUGUUAUGAAAUAUUUUAAUUUGUGCUCUUGGAUCACAAUAUCACAAGAUCAUAGUGUAGAACGUAUUGUUCUAAAUCUGCUAGCUUCCAUGAAAGGAAUUUCGGCAGUAAGAGAUGCUGAGAGCGACAUUCCAAUGGAGUCUUUAAUUCACAAACACUUGGAGCGUAGCAGGUAUCUUAUUGUAAUGGACGACAUGUGGAGUAAGAAAGCUUGGGAUGAUGUAAAGAUGUUGUUUCCUGAUACCCGCAAUGGGAGUCGGAUCAUAGUGACCACAAGGAUGCAGGAUGUGGUUGAUUAUGUCAGCUCUUCUAGCUCCAUUCAUCCAAUGAGGCUGUUGGAUGCACAUCAUAGCUGGAAUUUGCUAAAGCAGAAGGUGUUCGCCGAUAAAGACUUCCCUGUUGAACUAGAAGAUAUUGGGAAGAAAAUUGUUCAAAAUUGUGGAGGACUCCCCCUUUCAAUCGUGGUGGUGGCAGGACUUCUAUCUAAGGUUCGUACUCGAUCCUCAUGGGAGCAAAUUGCUGCAAAUGACGGGCAGCUUGAAACAAUAAUUUGUUUAAGUUAUACUCAUUUACCCAAUCACUCGAAGCCAUGUCUUUUAUAUAUGGCUGGCUUCCCAGAAGAUCAGGAGAUUCGUGUUACGGAACUUGUUAAUCUUUGGAUAUCCGAAGGUUUUGUAACACAUUCAAAUGGAUCAAAAAGCUUGGAAGAGGAGGCAGAAGAUUGUUUGGAGGAUCUUGUCGAGAGAAGUCUAGUUUUGGACACCAACAGGAAGUUUGAUGGGAAAAUAAAGAGUUGUCGCCUUCAUGAUACUGUGCGGGAAUUUCUCGUAAGGGAGGCUACGAAAGAGAAGAUAAUUCUUUCUGUUAUGGAUUACUUACCUACUCCUAUCCUGCGAAAGCAUUUUGUUCCACGUCUCAUAAAAGAUCAUCAUAGGAUAAGUGCUAGUUCGUAUGAUCUACAUCUCAAAGACUAUGUGCAUAGCUCAUACAUCCGUACCAUAAUAUGUAUUCCGAAGAAAGGGUAUAGAUCUAUGGGCGUUGUAGAGAAGUUUAGUUCUCUGAGGGUCCUUCAUGUUUUACGUAGAAGCGAUUAUUGGGAUUGGGAGCCAGAUUGCGGAUCAACAGAGCCGACAGCCAUACUUGCAAAAAAGUUGAGGAAAGUAGCACAGAGACUGCAGUCAACCGUUGGAGAUGUGGUGGAUUACAUCAAGGGUAAGGGCGUAACUGAUUCUCCUGCUGUUGGUUCAUCAUCAAGAUCAGCAAUCACAAGCAGCGAAGAUGGCUUUUGGUGGAAUCAUCCAGACUACGGGUUCUCCCAAUUGUUGGAAGGGGAGGCAUUGUGUGGUUGGGUCACAAUAUCACAAGAUUAUAAUAUAGGAACUAUUGCUUUACAUCUCCUAGCUUCCAUUAAAGGGAUGUCAGCUGAUAGGAAGAUUCCUAUCGAUUCCUUAAUUCGUGAAUACCUCCACAACAACAAAUAUCUGAUUAUAGUUGACGACAUUUGCAGUAAGAAGGCUUGGGACGAGGUAAAGAUGUUAUUUCCUGAAAAUGACAAUGGAAGUCGGAUCAUAUAUAGUAACAACAAGGCUACAAGAUGUGGCUGCUUAUGUUCGCUAUUCUAG